AUGGGCCUGCUCUCACUCGAUACGUCCUACCCGCUGCUCGGCGCUGCCCUCCUUGCUCUAGUGGCAUGGAAGCUCGUCAAGCUGUUUUCGACACCCCGCAACUCCUGUCUGCGUGACCUGCCUGCCCCCCCGCCUGCCAGCUGGCUAUACGGAAACUCGAAGCAGAUCUUCGAAGACGACGUCGCCGUGGUGCAGGAGGCGUGGGCACGGAAAUACGGGCAUGUGUUCAAGUACAAGGGUUUUCUCAGCGUCAGUCUUGUGCCUCACGACGUUCUCUACACGACGGAUGUGCGGGCGCUGAACCAUGUUCUUGGCCAUUCGAAUGACUUUCAGAAGCCGGGCAUCGUUCGUAACAACUUAGCUAGCCUCUUGGGAGAAGGACUGCUGGUAGUCGAAGGCGAGCAGCAUCGUCAACAGAGGAGAAUCAUGAAUCCUGCGUUCGGUCCAGCUCAAAUACGUGAAUUGACGGAGAUUUUUGUUGAGAAGGCUAUCCAGGCAAGUAAAUUGGCAUGCCAUCUCCUGCGCGAUGUCUGGAGUGCUCAUAUCUCCAAAAUGGGUGAAUCUACGCCUAUCAAUGUCUCCCGUGGGCUGAGCGACAUGACUUUUGAUGUUAUUGGGUUGGCCGGAUUCAACUACACUUUUGAUAAUUUGGAUCCCCAACACAAGCCAAGUGAACUCAAUGAGGCUUUCAAGAUCAUUUUCGCACGAGCAUCAUCUCGACCUUCUAUCUUCCCCAUUCUCCGGCGGUUUGUUCCAUUCUUCAGCCAGAUCCUCAAACUUUCUAGUUUGGAAAGACAGCGAAUUAUUGCAUUUGGUGUGAUGAAGCGCAUUGGUAUGCAACUUGUCAAAGAGAAGAAGGACGAAGUCCUAAAGGCAACUGCGGCCGAGAAGCUUCAGAGUCGUGAUUUACUGACGCUGCUGAUCAAAGCGAAUAUGGAUCCCAGCAUCCCAGAGAGUCACAGAUUGUCUGAUGAAGAUGUUUUAGCACAGGUCCCGACUUUUUUGGUAGCAGGUCACGAAACCACCAGCAAUGCCACGGCCUGGGCUCUUUUCGCCUUGAGCCAAGCGCCAGAGGUCCAACAGAAGCUGCGCGAGGAAAUAAUGAACAUACCUACUGAAAAUCCCUCGAUGGACGAACUAUCGGAGCUUCCGUACCUGGAUGCCGUCGUUCGCGAGACCAUGCGCGUGCAUGCGCCCGUACCGGUGACGGUUCGUAUAGCUACCAAGGACGAUGUCAUUCCGCUUCACACGCCGUUCACCGAUGUGCACGGAAAAAUACACGAUAGUGUCAGUGUGUCGGAAGGGACAUACAUUGAUAUUCCGAUCCUGGCGGUCAACAGGUCGAAGGCGUUAUGGGGCGAAGAUGCGUUUGAAUUCAAGUUGCGUCGCUCGCGUUUGCCGGAAAGAUGGGAAUCUAUACCCCCCGAUGCGCACACCAUCCCCGGCGUAUGGGGCAAUAUGAUGAGUUUCUUAGGCGGUCCGCGGGCGUGUAUUGGAUACCGGUUUUCGGUCAUCGAAAUGAAGGCGCUCAUCUUCACCCUUGUGCGUGCGUUUGAAUUUGAGCUUGCUGUCCCGGCCAGCCGUAUUUGCGCGGCUCGUGCUGCGGUGCAACGUCCUCGCAUCCGUGACGAGGAUGAAAAGGGCAACCAACUGCCAAUGCUCCUAAAGCCGUACAAGCCGUUGUGA
Fibroporia radiculosa is the source of this 1686-nucleotide messenger RNA. RefSeq lists its product as uncharacterized. Bases 1 to 1686 code for a protein of 561 amino acids. Gene Ontology annotation, molecular function: heme binding; iron ion binding; monooxygenase activity. The transcript has 14 exons. The record is from RefSeq and is a predicted model, not a curated record. Lineage: Eukaryota; Fungi; Basidiomycota; Agaricomycetes; Polyporales; Fibroporiaceae.